This is a messenger RNA of Amborella trichopoda, 2540 nucleotides long. Its product is annotated as UDP-glycosyltransferase 90A1. The record is from RefSeq and is a predicted model, not a curated record. NCBI's taxonomy places the organism in Eukaryota, Viridiplantae, Streptophyta, Magnoliopsida, Amborellales, Amborellaceae. Gene Ontology annotation, molecular function: UDP-glucosyltransferase activity.
CUAGACGGCAAUUCGAAGGAAAGAAGAACAUAAAGCACGUCUUGCAUGCAAUAUAUUAUAUGAGGCUCCCAAAAAGCCCCGUGCUCAGUAAAACCCAACUUGAAGUCUCUGUAGCCAUCGCCAGCACCACAGCCGAGCCUGAGUUAACCCGCCGGCUCAUACACGUUCAGCCCACCAGCCUGAGCAUGGAGCGGACAUCCGCACCUCACAUAGCAGUCUUCCCUUUCAUGUCUCGAGGCCAUGCCAUCCCACUCCUCCACCUAUGUGCCGCUCUCCUGCACCGAGGACUCAAGCUCACCAUCUUCUCCACCGCCUCCAACUCCCCUUUUUGCAAGCAGAGCCUCCCCCAAGACCCCGGAAUUUGCAUCACUGACCUCCCUUUCCCAUCGCACCCAGACUUGCCAAAAGGUUGCGAAAGCACGGAACAGCUGCCCUCCAUGGACAUGCUCCUUCCCUUUUUGAAUGCGGUUAAAGAGCUCCGCGACUCCUUCGAGCAAUCCCUAUCAGAAAUCGCAGAAGUCAAUCCCCCCAUCUGCCUCAUUUCCUACACCUUCCUCUAUUGGACUCAGUAUGUCGCCGAGAAGCUAUCCAUACCCCGCCUCACUUUUAUGGGCAUGAGUGCCUAUGCCACCUGCUUGUCUAUGGCCAUUACUGCUUAUGGCUCGCCCAUACCCAAAGACUCCGAACCAGUUUUGCUGCCCGGCAUGCCACAUGAGGUGAGGCUAACGCAUGUCAAGGUGCUGCCCGAAUUCCGAACACUGGAUCCCAAAGACCCAUCCUUGGCCUUUAUCUUGGAGACGCAUGCGGCUAAGCGCCGCAGCUACGGGGAAAUACUUAAUUCUUUCUAUGAGCUCGAGCCCGAGUUUGUAGAGACAUCGAAUGGACAGGGCCGGCCUUUGUGUAGGGCCUAUGUGCCUGUGGGACGAGCCAAAGCCGGGCCCGAAGGCAACGUCGCCGGACUCUUCUCAAUGGUCCCACCGAACUUAAACGAAGUUAUUUUACAUUACCAAAAGAUAUUCUACUCCCACAGGAGUGGAAUGUCCAUUUACUCUAUCGGCUUCAUUGUAGAAAACACUAAAGAACCAAAGGUGCCUAAUGUUUCCUUUAAGAUCAUAAAGCAAAAGGUGGUCUAUGAAUUCAUUCCUGUUAUGUGCUUGAAAUGUAAAGCAUUUGGGCAUAAAAGUCAGCUCCGCAUCUUCAAUACCACUGUAACCAGUAAUACAACUAAGGAAAGAAACCCACCAUCUUCUAGGGGAGAGGAGAUUUGGCGGGUUAAGAAGGGCAACAAGGAGAUAUUCUUUAGAAAAAAACCAGUUACAACAAAUGGAGGCCUAUUUGAGGCCCUUCUAAAUUUGCAGGACAAUGACGAGGUCAUGGUUUCCACAGCCGAAGAUGCACAUCUUCCACAUGAUCGCAGGGAGACAAAUGAACAAUUCCAGAGUGACCCCCCUCAAUGCCAAACUGAAGUGACACCCAAUAGUCCCCUGCGUGGGUUGGAUGCAAACAUGGAUGAUGACGAGGUCCAGCCCCGACCACGGUUACGAGCAGUGGACAACCUCGACGAUCAAUCAUUAGAAUCACACGAUGAUAAUAGAGGUCAACCAUCAAAGAGGGUAAGAAAUGUUGAAGAAGAAGUUCCAACUAAUGAUCUUCCAUUAGCAGAGGAUGAGGAAAUAACCUCACAGGGGUCAGCUAGGCAUGAAGUGAGAAUGACGAAUGACUUGUUAUUAGUAGAGGCCCAACAAAUAGGAAAAUAUGGUCAGGUGGAAAGACCCAAUAUGGAGCUGGCUAAGUGUUUGGAUUGGCUUGACAUGAAGGAGGAUGGUUCGGUGCUAUACGUGGCCUUUGGGUUACAAGCUCGUCAAGAGGAGGCUCAAAUGAGAGAGAUUGGCGUAGGCCUCGAGGGUUCGGGUUCGAACUUCUUGUGGGCGGUGAGAGGUGAGCCCAAGCUUGAUGAUGGGUUCGGGGACAAGGUCAAGGGGCGUGCGCUCAUGAUCUGAGGGUGGGUUCCACAAGUUCAAGUACUCAGCCACAAUGCUGUUGGUGGAUUCAUGAGCCGUUGUGGAUGGAACUCUCUUCUAGAGAGUCUAGUGUACGGAGUGCGAAUAUUAGGUUGGCCCAUGAUGGCUGAGCAAAGUUUGAAUGGUAAGAUGGUGGAAGAGGAGCUAGGGGUGGGAUCAAGGGUGGUGUGGGGUGCAGGCGAGAACGGGGAGGUUGUAGAGAGAGAAGUUGUAGAGAGAGAGGUGGUGGAGUUGAUGAGGGAAGAGAAAGGGGGGAAGGCAAGGGAGAGGGGUAGAGAGAUAAAAGAGAAGGCUAGGAGGGCGGUUGGUGACAGUGGGUCGUCUUAUAACAAUUUGAGUGAGCUUAUUGAUGAGCUUUGUAAAAGGAAGAAAUGAGCUUUUUCCUUGCCACUUCUACUUUCAUUACUUUCUCUCUCUCUUUUAUGUUUCUCGUUAUGUAUAGUAACAACAUGGUCCUUGACCCACCCUCCAUGGGCUCAGGCAGGACUCGGGCUAGUCUUGGCAUUCCCUAUCCAGUGC